This is a messenger RNA of Cyanistes caeruleus (blue tit), 2591 nucleotides long. Lineage: Eukaryota; Metazoa; Chordata; Aves; Passeriformes; Paridae. The record is from RefSeq and is a predicted model, not a curated record.
UUUCCACUCUGCUGGAAAUGUUUAUGGUGAGGGUUUAUCCUCUGAAGCACAUGGACACUGACAGGUACUGGUCUUGUUUCUAGAUCUGGGUGUGAACUUGUGGUUUUCUUCACAAAAUGAGCUCACCUGACUUACAGAACUGUUUUUACCUUGGGUCUGUCUCCCUAGGGAGUUUUGGCCAUUGUUUUUUUCAGGGAAUUACCAAAUGAGCUCCAGGUUCAGCUCUGGGGUGAUUUCUGUGGCACUGCUGUUGGCUUGAAUGACUUGGUAGGUGGUUCAUGUGCAGAUCCUUCUGAGGUGCAGGAGGAUGGAAAUGGGAACACUUGCUGUGUUUAGAGGUGCCUGGUGUGGCACCAGGAGCACCCUUGGCACCUGGACAGCUCAGAGGUCUGUACCUACCCCAUGGAUUCAUGAUACCUCAAGAAUUGCAGGUCCGUUGUGCAGAGGCCACUCACAUCACACAUGGCAGUGGCAGUUGUGCCCCCCAGUCCCCUGAGUGCACUGGUGGUUUGUGUGAUGUGUCCAUCCUCACAUGCCCUUUCUCCAUUGCUGCUCAGGACCGUUUGUGUCUCUGCUGCUGUGGAGCUGCUUGUGACGCUUCCCCGGGGCUUGGCUGGCAGGGGUGGGGCUGGGCUGUGGGGCAGGUGCCACAGCAGCUGCUCAGAGGAGCUCCUGCAGUCACUCCCACAGUGCUGGCAGUGACUGCAGGAGCGCUGGGGCUUCAGGGAUAGGCAGACAGGUGAGUCAGUGCUGUGGGCUCUUACCCUGCCUGGGGGGGAAGGUUGUUCUGGGAUGAGGCCAUGUCAGGCAGAUGUUGGUUCCUUGCCUGCCCUGGGGCUGGACUGGCACUGGGCUCAGUAAGGAUGUCCAGAGCUGUUCUGGGUGCUGGCUGGGCUGGUUGGCAGGGUGAGGUGCCAGCUGGCUCCGUCUUUACAGUCACUGAGGGAACAGCCUUGGAGGUCUCUGAAUGAGCUUCAGCCCCUCCAGGUCCUGGGGGAAUGAUGACUCAGCCUAAAUCAUAAAACAGGAGGGGAGCAUUACCAUUCUCCUUGGAGAAUUUGGCUUUGGAGCCUGUUUGGAGUCACAUCUCCACCAUUUCCUUAGCAAAACAGGUAAACAUUUGGAAUGCAAAUAGAGGAUGGAGAGCCAGGUCACAUCUUCAUUUGCAGCAGCAGCAGCAGCAUGGUGGCACUUUUCACUGUGUCACCCUGGCUCCUGCUCGUGGCAGGGCUGUGCUGUCUCUGGGCUCCAGGGAGGGUUGUUGCCACACCAACAGCACACACAGCUCCCCAGGGCUCCUGCUCCCCAUCAGCAGCCGCAGCAGCCUCGGUGGAUUUGGGGAGUCUCUCAGGAGGGGCUGACAGGUUGUCCUGGGGCUGAGCACUGGGGUAGAGCACAGAGCUGCACAGGGGUGUCCACCCUUGGGGGAGCAGCUCUGACAGUCCCUCCUUCUGCCAGGUCUGGCUGCAGCUGCUGGUGGAUGAGGAUGGCUGGACACUGGUGGCUCGUCCCCCCAACUCGAGGCUUGCUGCUCUGCAUCUUGGCUCUUCAACUCUGUCUUCAGGACUCUCUUGCCACAGCAGUGCACAACACAGCUGCCAGUACCAUGGUGACGGCCACCAAGAACACCUCAGCAGCCACCAAGAACACCUUGGUAGGGGUGGUGACCACCAAGAAAGCCUCAUUGGUGGCUGUGACCACCAAGAACACUUCAGUGGCCACACAGAAUGCUGCAGUGGUGGUGGUCACCAAGAACACCUCGGUGAUAGCCAUGGCCACCAAGAACACCUCAGCGGCCACCAAGAACACCUCAGUGAUGGCCAUGGCCACUAAGAACAUCUCAGUGGCCACCAAUAACACCUCAGUGUUAGUCAAGGCCACCAAGAAUGCAUUGGCAGCUACCAAGAACACCCCAGUGAUGGCCAUGACCACCAAGAAUGCCUCAGCAGCCACCAAGAAUGGCUUGGUGGUGGUGGCAUCUACCAAGGAAGCCUCGGCAGCCACCAAGAACACCUCAGAGGUGAUGGUCACCAACAAUGCCUCUCUGGUGGCCACCAACACCUCUGUGAAGGGAGCAGAAGAGACAAUGCAAACGUGCCAGAGCUUCCAGUGCUCCGGAGAGAGGUGUUACCAGGACGCAGCCCAUACCAACAGAACAACCACCUGCCAUAAUGAGACCUACUGCGAGCUUUAUCGUUUCUCCAGCACAAACUACACAGCCAGGUGCAGCGGUGGGUGCAGCGUGGAGCCGUGCAGCACCAACAGCAGUGUGAGCAGGCAGCAGUGUGCCCUGGAGUGCUGUGCUGGCCCUCUCUGCCUGCAGCUCAACGCCAGCGCCUACGGUAUCGCCCAGCUUCGUUCUGCGGUAGAGAUGGGAGAUGGGUGGGGAGAAUCGUGGAGGGGCUGUGGCUGCACCUCUGCUGCUCUGUCCUUGGAGCUGGGCGAGGGGCAGGGUGGCAGCUCUGACUGCUAUGUGAGCAGUGCUGGUGAAUCUGGCCCUGUGUGGCUGUGGAGGAUCCCGUGUGGGCUGUGGCCAGCCUCACAGGGCUCCUCGUGUGUCUGCAGGUGACCUGCCACCCACCACCACCAGC